CUACAAAUUUUUAUUAUUGAUGAAAAUAUUUUUCCCUAGUUUGUGUGGAUGGGUGUGCACAGUGAAGUCAACAUUUAACAAUGAGCUUUCCAAGUCUAACCAUAACCCUCUCUUAUCUGAGCUGUGGUUACAGGUCUGAAUCGCUGGUGUAUGCACUCUACUUAAGCCGCAGUACUUCCAUGUCCUCAAUGAACUACCAGCUCUUUCCCCUGCCUCCAGGAGGUGCAUAGCUAGGCUUCCGAGGGGCAGCUGAACUACAACUUCCAUCAGGCCCUGCGCUGAAGUAAGUCCGGGGCAAUGUCCACACAGUGUCCCUGGGAGUUGUAGUUCUACAGGCCGGAAGCCCCGCCAAGCGGUGUCCCGGGUUGGUGGAGUUUGCGCGAGCGCCCGGACUACAAAUCCCAUCAUGCUUUGCGAACCGGGGCGGUAAUGGCGGCGGCGGCGCCUGCGCAUUGCGGUCUCCGUGCGGACCGCGCAGAGUGAAUAAUAAAGUCUCCUCGACGGUAGCGGCGGCGGAGGGAGCGGAAGGCAGGAACAUGUCGAAGGGCCCAGUGGCGAGCGGUCCCCCUGCGGCCGGGCCGGCGGCCCCCGCCAGCGCGCUGCAGGCGCAGCCCGAGAAACCGCAGCACUACACUUACCUGAAGGAAUUCCGCACUGAGCAGUGCCCCCUUUUUGUGCAGCACAAAUGCACUCAGCACCGGCCCUAUACUUGCUUCCAUUGGCACUUUGUCAACCAGCGUCGUCGCAGAUCUAUCCGCCGUCGGGAUGGCACCUUUAACUACAGCCCUGACAUUUACUGUACCAAAUAUGAUGAGACCACAGGAAUCUGCCCAGAAGGAGAUGAGUGUCCAUUCUUGCAUAGAACUACUGGUGACACAGAGAGGAGAUAUCAUCUGCGCUACUACAAAACUGGAAUCUGCAUCCAUGAGACUGACUCCAAAGGAAAUUGCACAAAGAACGGCCUCCACUGCGCCUUUGCUCAUGGGCCUCAUGACCUACGUUCUCCUGUUUACGACAUCAGGGAGCUUCAGGCUAUGGAGGCUUUGCAGAAUGGUCAGACCACAUCAGAGGGUGGCAUAGAGGGUCAAUCUGCAGUCGCUGCUAGCCAUGCUAUGAUAGAGAAAAUACUCAGUGAGGAGCCAAGGUGGCAAGACACAACGUACGUGUUGGGAAACUACAAAACAGAGCAAUGCAAGAAACCCCCUCGUCUCUGUCGCCAAGGUUAUGCCUGUCCCUACUACCACAACAGCAAAGAUAGAAGAAGGAGCCCAAGAAAACACAAAUACAGAUCUUCACCAUGCCCCAGUGUGAAACAUGGAGACGAGUGGGGAGACCCCAGUAAGUGUGAGAAUGGGGACACAUGCCAGUACUGCCACACUCGCACAGAGCAGCAGUUUCACCCAGAGAUCUACAAAUCCACUAAGUGCAACGACAUGCAGCAGUCUGGCAGCUGUCCUCGGGGACCCUUCUGUGCCUUUGCACAUGUAGAACAGCCUCCACUCAAUGAAGAUUUACAGCCAUCCUCAGCUGUAUCCAGCCCAACGCAAACAGGCCCUGUGAUGUAUAUGCCAUCAGCUGCUGGUGAUUCUGUUCCAGUGAGCCCUUCCAGUCCACACGCCCCGGACCUUAGCAAUGUGUGGAGUAAACCAGGAACUCUGCCAACUAGCCCCACCUCCACCACAAUUCUUUGUAGGAACAGCAGUCUCGGAAGUCCAUCUAAUAUAUGUGGGUCCCCUCCUGGUGCCAUUGGGAAACAACACAGCUUGGAGAGCAUUGGUUUUCCCACAGACUCAGUAACAGCAGCCAGCAGCUACAAGAAGGCACCAGGGUUUGAGCGGGAGGAUCAGGUGGGAGCUGAGUAUCUGAAGAGCUUCAAAUGCCAGCAGGCGAAAAUAAAAUCCCAUUCACUGGAAUACAGGACCCAGGAGCAGCCUCUGUUACAGCCCAAACAGGACAUACUGGGGAUUCUUCCAGUGGGCAGCCCUUUGACUUCCAGCAUCUCUUCCAGUAUCACCUCCAGUCUGGCAGCAACACCACCAAGCCCAGCUGGCACCAGCAGCAUCCCAGGCAUGAACGCCAAUGCCCUUCCUUUCUACCCUACCAGUGACACAGUGGAGUCUGUUAUAGAAUCUGCCUUGGAUGACCUGGACCUGAACGAAUUCGGAGUGGCUGCCCUGGAGAAGACAUUUGACAGCAGCACGGUGCCCCACACGAGUGGCAUCAUGAUAGGUGGGAGUUUGCUGCAAAGUUCUGCUCCUGUAAAUAUCCCUGGGUCCCUUGGAAGUUCCGCCUCUUUUCACUCUGCCUCUCCUUCUCCACCGGUCAGCCUAUCAUCGCAUUUCCUCCAUCAGCCCCAGGGACACUUAAGCCAAUCAGAAAACACAUUCUUGGGGACAUCAGCUUCUCAUGGAUCAUUAGGUUUAAAUGGGAUGAACAGCAGCAUAUGGGAGCACUUUGCUUCUGGGAGUUUUUCGCCCAGUACCUCACCUGCGUUUCUGUCAGGUCCAGGUGCUGCUGAGCUGACGAGACUGCGACAAGAACUGGAUGAAGCCAACAGCACAAUUAAGCAGUGGGAGGAGUCCUGGAAACAAGCCAAACAGGCAUGUGAUGCUUGGAAGAAGGAAGCAGAGGAAGCGAACGAUCGUGCCAGCACAGCCAACAUGGAAUGUGAGCUGGCCCGGGAGCAGAGGGAAGCCUUGGAGCUGCAAGUGAAGAAACUCCAGGAGGAGCUGGAGAGGAUCCAUGCUGGCCAGGACCCCCAGCUCCUGCGCUCAUUCUCUGAUCUAGAGACCCUCUCACUCUCCACACUGUACACCCUACAGAAACAGCUGCGCGCCAACCUGGAGAGAGUCGACAAGGCAGUAUUUCAGAUGCAAUCAGUGAAAUGUCUUAAGUGUCAGGAGGAGAACCGGGUGGUGUUACAGUGCCAACAUGCUGUGCUGUGUGAAAUGUGUGCCGAGGAGGGCGAAUGCCCCAUCUGCCAUCCCAACAGGCCACACACUCUCCAAUCGUGACCCUUCAAGGACACUUGGUUUCUCAUAUCACAUAGAACUUUUUAACUUUAUAUAUAUAUAUAUAUAAAAAACAAAAAUUAGUUGCAGAGCACUUUUUAAUAUUUUACAUCCCCCAUCUAAACUGCCCCUCUCCCACUCCCCACUAAUUCUAACCGUUUAGGAACUUUGACAGCUGUUUUUAAUACAGCGCAAAGGGCCAUUUGAGAAGAGUCUGUGUUUUUCCUCUUUUCUAUUUAGGAUAUAACAAAUUUUUGACUAUUUUGGGAGUUUUGGAGUUGGGGAGAGGGGCCUCCAGGUGCUUUCCAGAGUGAGGGUUGGACUCAUGGCGGAGGAAGGAGAUGAAUUCCCAUUGCUUGAUCAUGUCUUCAAACCUUUACUCUUUUACCAACCCAGCUUGUUAAAGCCAUCCCCACUGACAGAAGCCCUGUUGGGUGUCUGCUGGGUUAGAGCUUUGCUCACUCAGAUGCUUGCUGAUCUCUGAAUACACAAGAACUUUGCCUGUCCAUUUAAACAACAAAGUUCACUUUUUAGAAGUUUUUUUUACACAAUUUGUAUAUUUGUAAGAAAACAAGAAAAGGGAAAAAAUACUGAAAUUAAAGCAACUCAGGCCAGGCCAGGCCAGUGGCUAGUGUACAUUGUAGGUAUGCUUGGGGGUCCUGGGUUUGAGAGUCCUUAGAAAUACUGCCCAGACGGCAAGCUAAGGCUAAUCCAUAGAAGGAAGGUGGAACCACAGGUUCCAGCUCUCCCCCGGUGGCGUCUUGUCGAGAUGUAUUUCAGCUUCAGGUCGGAUGGGGACUUGCUUCGUAAUUGCUGAUGCAUGUGGAAGAGAUUCCAGUUGGUGAGUGAGAAUGUCAGGUUAGGAGAUGAGCUGUGAGAUGAUGACCCUACUUGAACUGGCCAGAUAUUUCCUGUGUCACUGCCUCAAGGAUAACAGGGAUCCCACAGCUCUGUGCUCUCCAUGAUUUUCUGGUGGGUGAAGGUGAAGCCUGAGCUGCUCCUGGGUUCUGAGGCAGGGAUCAGAACCCAGGAAGUUUGUAAUUUUUCUCUGCCAGUGCAUCUGGUUAAUAUUUAGUACUUUCAGUAAUGAAUUCUCAGAAGAUCUCUGGGAGGGGUUCUCCUUCCAUGGGCAGAGCCAUUGCUGUGCCAUGGUAUACAGAGGUAUCCACACCAACCCACUUAUUUCUGUGUCACUAUUGGGGUAUUCAGCCCAAACAGGCAGGCAGUUCGCAGGACAAUGAUACAUGCUCCGUCUGUUGUUCCCCAGCUGCACUCUUGCUACAGGUGCCACUAGUACUCAUGCUGUUGACACAGCAUUAUGCCAGUGGCAACAAAAUAAUUUCCAUCAUGGAGCAAAUCACUGCUCCAUCUAUUCCAGCCUUGAACAGUGGCCAAUGCCAGAGGCUGCAGAGACACGUGUAAGUUAUUUCUUCCUGAUCACAGCUGACCACUUUAUGCCCUGAAGCAUGAUAUUUGAUAACACUUGUGACUUUUAAACUUAGCAAGUGUAACUGCAGAUACUGUUCUUAUUCACAUACAUAACACUGAUUCGAAACUUUACUAAAGCUAGUUUGCUCAGUAAUGUCCAGUGGCAGAGAGUUCCACAGGGUAAUUAUACAGUUACUGGGACGAGAUACCAUGUCAGUUGAGAAAGGAAAAGAACUUUAAUUUCAACUGGACAUUGAAAAUCCUCAAACCACCAACCAUUGUGUACAAACAUUCCUGGUGACUUGGUGGAGUUAGCAAUAGAGUCUAACCUGCAGGUGUCUAGCAGACAGCAGCUGGACCUGGGGAGUGUAACAGGAAAGAUAUGGUGCCACCAAACUCAAUCUCCUUCUGGUAAUGGGGACAGAAGGGAAAGGAGGAACUCGGGUCCCAUGAACACACUUCCUUUUCCAAGACAUUCCUUUUCCUUGUUGCAAGGAAAAUCUUCCGGUGUCCUUGGGCUCUCUCUCAUUCUCCCACCUCCUGCUGUGCAGGUUCAUCUCUUGGACAUGUAGCUUUCUGCAAAGUCUGGCUGGAUCCUUCUAGGGGAUCUGACCUGCUGUGAGCACCAUAGAUCUUUACCUCCCAGCACCAUCAGCAGGGGAGCUCAUGCUACCUUCUACUUGUUCACUUGGGCUGGCAUUGCAGUUUACUCCUAGGUUAGUAUGGUGGGGAAGAAGAGAGGGGGGAACCUCCAGAUUAGCCCUACACCAGCAACAAAUGUUCAAGUUCAUUGUUUCCCUCCAGGAAAAAAACAAAAUGCCACUGGCCAGGACUCUGUCUAGUAGCUGAGCUUUUCUACAAUCAUUUCCUAAGUGUAAAUUAACUUCUGAUUUCAGGGGGAGGCAAUAACCUGCUGGGUUCCCAACCAACUGGCCCACCAGGUCAUUAAUUGGUUUGUAUUCUCUUUCGCAGUACGGGGCGGGCAGGCCCUGGGUCUCUCAGCUCUGAACAGACACUGCAAACAGGCUGACGUUAAUGGGGCAAACUCCGCUCUCAGGUACAAAUGCACGGCUCACAGUGUGUGCGUAUCUGAGGCCUGAGUUUGACACUGUUUUAUUAUUACCCAUUUGUGGCUCAAUCCUGCAGCAUCUGCAGCGGCAAAACUCCCAUCAGAGUCUCUCUUUCUUUCUUAAGCAUUUUUUAAUGCACCUACUGCAGGCAGCCUCUAGACACUAUAACACACAUUGAAAAGUAUCCGUUCUGUCUGAAAGGACAGUAACCUCCAUGUCUGGGAGUUUUACCUGCAUUAAAAACUGCAGGAGUGGAUCUUUAAUCCCAUCAGUGACUCCUGGUUCUGGGUGUUUGGGGCUAGUUUGCCCACCUUCCCCACCCUGGAAGUGCACCGGAAACCCCAGCAGCCCAUGGUUGUUAAUAGGAACAAUUAAACUGUUACCAGAGACUUUCAAAGUAUUUCGUAUUUAAUGCAAGGAAAUAAUUAGAUUUGCUUCCAUGAUUCCAUCCUUCCUCUGCAGGGAAGGGAUUAAUAUGCAUUCCCAGAUGAUCUCUAAGUGCAGCUCUGUGUAGUUGUUUCCCCCUCCUCCCCCCAUUAACUUGUUUUUGGUAAAAAUGCUUUUUUUCCAUGUGUAUUUUAUUGCAACUAGCAUCAAUUUUUUAAUUUUUUUUGUAUGGAGCGAUAAUGCUGGGUGACUAUUGUGGCUAUGUUGUUUGGUUAUAGCCUUUGAAUGUCUGUGCCAUGAGGUGGGACUGGUCUCAAAGGCCUGCAAACCUGCCUCAGUUUGAUCUUAAGGAAAGAUCAUUUGUUAAAAUGUAUGAACAUUCUUUUUUAAAAACAAAUGAAAAACCACAAAAAAAGGGGGAAGGAAAAACCCAAUGAAAAUGCAAUUUACUAAACUGUUUUGGUAACUAAUGGAAAAAUAAUAGGAAAUAAACUCUUGAAUCAGG
Messenger RNA from Malaclemys terrapin pileata, 6401 nucleotides. It is a transcript of the gene UNK, whose product is annotated as unk zinc finger. NCBI's taxonomy places the organism in Eukaryota, Metazoa, Chordata, Testudines, Emydidae. The record is from RefSeq and is a predicted model, not a curated record. Gene Ontology annotation, biological process: cell morphogenesis involved in neuron differentiation. Gene Ontology annotation, molecular function: mRNA CDS binding; metal ion binding. The transcript is spliced from 17 exons. Bases 537 to 3014 code for a protein of 825 amino acids.